Messenger RNA from Dendrobium catenatum, 952 nucleotides. Its product is annotated as protein cornichon homolog 1. Gene Ontology annotation, biological process: vesicle-mediated transport. Lineage: Eukaryota; Viridiplantae; Streptophyta; Magnoliopsida; Asparagales; Orchidaceae. The transcript has 5 exons. The coding region runs from base 171 to 620 and encodes 149 amino acids. The record is from RefSeq and is a predicted model, not a curated record.
CUAAAAGAAGCCCAAAAGCCUGCCUACCGUCACCCUGUUAGGCAAAGUGAAAAAUCCUUCAAAUUUCUGAGCCGCCCCCUCUGAUUUCAGCCGCAUCCAAAUCUCAAGUCCAAGCCCCUUCAGGGUUGGAUGCCCGAUUAAUAAGUUUCAGCUUUAAAGUGGAGAAUCCCAUGGCCUGGGAGCUGCUUCUAUGGAUAGUCUCCUUCGUCAUCGUCAUUGCUCUUAUUGCUGUUGACGCUUAUCAGCUGAUUUGCUUAUCUGAUUUGGAAUGUGACUACAUCAACCCGUACGACUCUUCAUCUCGUGUCAAUGCUGUUGUUGUCCCUGAAUUUAUAGUUCAGGGAUUUCUAAGCAGUCUUUUCCUCAUGACAUGGCAAUUGAUCCCAUUUAUCAUAAUGGCACCCAUAACUUACUAUCACGUGCAAAUGUUUUGGAAGAAGAAACAUCUUUUAGAUGUCACUGAGAUCUUUAGACAGAUAGAAGGGCAAAAGAAAUACAGGAUGGUUAAGCUUGCUUUCUACUUCACUAUGUUCAUCUUGGUGAUUUACAGGCUUGUGGUCUGUGCUGUUACCUUAAUUAUUGAUGAAGAUGAUAGCCCACUGGUUUCUGGGGUUUAUUAGGACCUCAUACGGAAUUCCAGAAACCUGGUUUGCGGGAAACUUUGGAGCUUUUUCAAUCUUCAUCGGGUCAUUCAUCAAUGUUUAUUGAAGAUUUAGUUUAUUUUCCAGGAAGCGAAGUUGUUCUCUUGUUCCUAUCAGUUGGGUAGAUUUGUAUAGAUUAUUAGAUUGGUUGAGCAGUCUUGGAAACUUGGGAUUGUUGUGGCAUAUGUGGAUCAAUGUACACAGCAAACGCAGUCAUGAUUUGAAUGUUUUAUUUUGGUCGUUUUCUUUUCCUGAAUGUGAGACCUGCAAUCGAUUAUUUUUUUGAACUGUUUAGAUAUUUCCUGCUUAAA